Neltuma alba is the source of this 2185-nucleotide messenger RNA. Its product is annotated as probable leucine-rich repeat receptor-like serine/threonine-protein kinase At3g14840. The coding region runs from base 1 to 2088 and encodes 695 amino acids. The record is from RefSeq and is a predicted model, not a curated record. Gene Ontology annotation, biological process: protein phosphorylation. The transcript has 13 exons. Gene Ontology annotation, molecular function: protein kinase activity; ATP binding. Lineage: Eukaryota; Viridiplantae; Streptophyta; Magnoliopsida; Fabales; Fabaceae.
AUGACACGUGACGAUAAUACUCCCUCGGCAUCUCCCAUUCACAUGAACUACAAGUCAAUGAGAGUAAACACUUGCUUUGCUAUUGUGAAUUUUGGCACACAAUAUUUAACUGGAAACCUUCUCUCUGGACCAGUGCCUGAGUGGGUAGAUCGUUCUGGCUUUGUAGAUCUUUCCUACAACAACUUCAGCGUCGGAAACCCAGGGCAGCCAACAUGUAAAACGGGCAAUGUGAACCUGUUUUCAAGCACUUUGACAGGGAAUGACUCGGGAGCAGUUCCAUGUUUGAGCGGCUUUCGCUGUCCUAAAACAUGGUACUCUCUACAUAUAAACUGUGGUGGCCAGCAAUUAACAGUAAACGAAAGUACAAUAUUUGAAGAAGAUUCAGAUGGAUCAGGAUCAGCAAGAUUUCACCGGAGUGACACAAAUUGGAUAAUGAGCAGUACUGGUUACUUCAUGGAUAAAGAACGCGUAGAUUACUACACCGUGCGGAAUGCAUCAGCACUCUCUAUAACCAAUGCUGAAUUAUACAUGAGUGCACGUGUUUCUCCGCUCUCUCUGAGUUAUUUUGCAUUUUGCAUGGGAAACGGAAACUACACAAUAAAGCUCCAUUUUGCUGAGAUAAUGUUCACAGCCGAUAAAACAUAUAGCAGCCUCGGAAGGCGCGUCUUUGACGUCUAUAUUCAGGGAAAGCUGGUGCUGAAGGAUUUCAAUAUUGCAGAAGAAGCAGGAGGAGUUGGUAAGGCAGUCGUCAAAGAAUUCACUGGUGUUGUGACUAGGAAUUCAUUGGAGAUCCGCCUAUAUUGGGCUGGGAAAGGGACAACUGCUAUACCAUACAAAUCACUAUAUGGUCCGCUCAUAUCUGCCAUAUCUGUGGAUCCUGACUUUAAACCCCCAUUGGAAAAUGGAAGUAGCAUAUCUGGAGGGACAGUGGCUGGCAUUGUGGUUGCUGGAGCAAUGAUUGUAAUCCUGGUUUUCAGUAUACUAUGGCGGAGAGGCAGUCUAGCACCCAAAAAUUCAAUGGCAAGAGAGCUAAGGAGUUUAGAUCUGCAAACUGGAAUAUUUACUUUAAGGCAAAUUAAAGCAGCAACAAACAACUUUGACGUUGCCAAUAAGAUUGGAGAAGGAGGAUUUGGUCCUGUCUACAAGGGCUUUCUGUCAGAUGGUACUAUAAUAGCAGUUAAGCAACUUUCGUCUAAAUCAAAGCAAGGAAAUCGGGAGUUUAUAAAUGAGAUAGGCAUGAUUUCUGCUAUGCAACAUCCUUGUCUUGUCAAACUUUAUGGCUGUUGUGUCGAGAGAGAUCAAUUGUUGCUGGUAUAUGAAUACAUGGAUAACAAUAGUCUUGCUCGUGCCUUGUUUGGCCAAGAAGGUCAAUUACAUUUAGACUGGCCGACAAGAUACAAGAUUUGCAUUGGUAUUGCUAGAGGUUUGGCUUUCCUACAUGAAGAGUCAAGAUUGAAGAUCGUUCAUAGAGACAUUAAAGCCACCAAUGUGCUGCUUGAUAAAGAUCUCAAUCCAAAGAUAUCUGAUUUUGGUUUGGCCAAACUUUAUGAGGAGGACAAUACCCAUGUCAGCACUAGAAUAGCUGGGACAUAUGGAUAUAUGGCUCCUGAAUAUGCAAUGCAUGGCCAUCUAAGUGACAAAGCAGAUGUCUAUAGUUUUGGUAUUGUUGCAUUGGAGCUUGUUAGUGGGAAGAGCAACAACAUGAACCAUAGCAUCCAUCUUCUUGAGUGGGCACAUUUCUUAAAGGAAAACUACAAUCUAAUGGAGAUAGUUGAUCCAAGGUUGAAAUCGAAGUUUAUAAAAGCAGAGGCUAUGGUGAUGAUCAAUGUAGCUUUUCUAUGCACAAAUGUGACUGCAUCACUUAGGCCCAACAUGUCCUCAGUGGUAAGCAUGCUUGAAGAACGAACAGUUCGGGAGGUGGUUUCAGAUGGAAGUGAGGCAUUGGAUGAGAUGAAGAGGCGGAAGUAUUACCAAAAUAUAGGGGAAAAUAGCAUAUCAGUCGGGUCAUCAUCUAUUGAUUCACCUACAUCAGUUACAGAUCUCUAUCCUGUUCACUUGGAUUCCUCUUACUGGAUGAAAAGAAAUUAGCAUAUAUGUAAUUUUUCGUCUUUGAAUGAUUCUCCUUGUAGCAUUAUGUGUUGCAGUACAAGUACUAAUUUGACUAUGUAAUUCUUGGUCUUUAAAG